This is a messenger RNA of Colletotrichum orchidophilum, 1332 nucleotides long. RefSeq lists its product as uncharacterized. The transcript is spliced from 6 exons. NCBI's taxonomy places the organism in Eukaryota, Fungi, Ascomycota, Sordariomycetes, Glomerellales, Glomerellaceae. The coding region runs from base 1 to 1332 and encodes 443 amino acids. The record is from RefSeq and is a predicted model, not a curated record.
AUGAGUAACGCAACCGCCCUGACAGGGGCUUUUCCGCCCCCGCCUGGCGUCACACCGAACUUCGAGAACCCCAGGGAUGCCGGGUGGAUGUGGAAUGUCGUUGGAAUGAGUGUUUUGGCAGCCGUCACGACGCUGUUCUUUGGGAUCAGAACAUUUGUGAAGUUUUCUAUGGCGAGACCGAUUCUUCCAGACGACUGGACCUGUGCAGUAUCAUAUGUUCUAAUCAUGAUCUAUGUUACGACGGUGUUCGUGAUGGCGCACUAUGGUGAGGGUCAUCAUGCAUGGGAGCUGACGAGGGAAUCAUACGAAAAGGUGAUGAAAUGGCUGUACGCCAGCUCCAUCGUCUACUGCCCGGCAGCAUACUUCACAAAGGUCACCCUACUUCUACUCGAAGCACGCGUCUUUGCUGUGCAUGAACGAGUCUCGCGGGGAAUCAGAGUCUUCAUCGUCACCUUACUCAUCUGCUACAUCCCAAUUCAAACACUAAAGACCGUUAUCUGCCUGCCGAUAUCGGCCUUCUGGGACCCCAAGACACCGCAUCCGAGAUGCCUGAAUCAACGCAAAAUCUUCAUCGCGGAUCUGAGCCUGGCCAUCAUUACCGACUUCUUCAUCCUCGUUCUCCCGGUACCACUUCUUUGGGGCUUGCGCAUGCCUUUGCGAAAGAAGCUAAAGGUUGCUGCGCUACUCGGGGCUGGGGGCAUUGCGACAGCUGUGACUGUCUAUCGCAUGUAUCUUGUUGUUCAGUUUCUUACUUCGACGGAUGUCACUGCUGAUUUCGUUGUGUUGGACCUCAUAACGGCACUGGAGCUUGUGAUUGGCUUCGUUUGUGCUUGUUUCCCCUCUACCAACCUUCUCUUUGAGCGCAUACGAAGAGGAGAAGGAAGGCCAAUGGGCAACCUACCACGAACGACGGGGGACCUGAAGAAAGGAACCAGCUCGAGCUCAUCAUACUGGCGAAGUCCCGCCAACUUCGACACCGAACUUGCGGUCCUUGCUGGCCAACCAAUGGGAACGAGUCCAAUGGCUGAAGAGCGCGGGAGAAAGUCGGAACAGAUCUCCGAGGAUUGGGCGUAUAACCCCAGGGCAAAUUCAAUGGAUGGCAGGCGAGAAGGUUGGCUGGCCGAGGGUGCCGAGAGCUCAGAACAAGGGCGUUCGAGGGACAGGGUACCCAACUGGCAAAACGACGAGAUGGAGGCCAGAAAGUCGUGGGAAGCCGUGUGGGAGAAGGCUAUACCUGCAGAGGGGUUGGCCUCUAUUCCGGAAGAGAAUGGCCCUCCUCGGCUGCAGCUCGCAACACACCCACCACCCGACUGGGAGAACCUGACAAAGUAG